Molecule: messenger RNA, 1073 nt
Organism: Rhipicephalus sanguineus (brown dog tick)
Lineage: Eukaryota; Metazoa; Arthropoda; Arachnida; Ixodida; Ixodidae
Product: dehydrogenase/reductase SDR family member 7
Exons: 7
Coding region: 67-1047 (326 amino acids)
Source: RefSeq, a predicted model, not a curated record
CUUUUUUCGCGUGCCAGUCCUCGAGCUGGUUUUGUUCGCCGGUUUUAUAGCUGUGCUGCAGCCAUCAUGGUGUGCUGCGUGGCGCUCGCCAUCGCCGCGGUGGGCGUCGCUGCCUUGGCGGCGGUCGCUUACUGGUUUCGGUACUACGCCGACGCCUGCUGGAGUCUCAUCUUCGCCGAGCACUUCGGUACUUCACCCGCCACCCUCAGGCGCCAAGUAGCAUGGGUCACGGGCGCAGGGAGCGGCGUCGGCCGUGCCACGGCGCUCGAGCUCGCCUCUCACGGAGUCAAGGUAGUCCUCUCAGACGUGGACGAGCAGGCCAUCGAAGACGUCAAGUACACUCUCGUCGCGCAGGAACUAUUGGCCGAAAAAGACGUGCUGGUCCUUCCAAUGGACGUGACCAAGUUCGACGAGCACUCGAAGCUGUUUGAAAAAGUGCUCGAGAGGUUCGGCCGCCUCGACAUCCUCGUCAACUGCGCGGGUCGCUCCCAGUCGGCCCGAUUCCAGGACAUCAGCAUGGAGGUACACAAGGCCAUGUUUGACCUGAACGUGUUCAGCCACGUGCACCUGACUCAGACGGUGGUUCCGCACUGGCUGGAGCGGAGGAGUGGUCACGUGGUCGUGAUCAGCAGCGUUGCCUCCAAGAUCGCACUACCUGACUCGGCCACAUACAACGCGACCAAGGCCGCUCUGCACGGCUACUUCGAAGGCCUCUGGUCCGAGGUGUUCGACAAGGGGAUCAACGUUACCCUGGUCUGCCCGGGACCCGUGGCCACGCCGAUCCGCCAGAAGUGCUUUAGCGACGUCCUGGGUAAGACCGAGAGCUUCAAGCCGGCGCCACCGGGCAAGAGCAACAAAAUGGCGCCCACCCGCGCCGCUCAACUCAUCGUGCUCGCGGUGGCCAACAAGCUCGAGGAGAUCUGGUUCGGUCCGCAGCCAUUCGUUGUGUACGCCUACCUGGCGCAGUACUUCCCCACGAUCUUCAGGAGGCACGUCGUCCCUUCGAUCUUCCAGAAGGACCACAUCGCAAAGCUGCGCGACGGCUAAGUCGUGAAACAUGUUAGUGUUUCAAA